This is a messenger RNA of Camelina sativa (false flax), 1786 nucleotides long. RefSeq names its product putative serine/threonine-protein phosphatase 2A regulatory subunit B'' subunit TON2. Gene Ontology annotation, cellular component: spindle. Lineage: Eukaryota; Viridiplantae; Streptophyta; Magnoliopsida; Brassicales; Brassicaceae. Gene Ontology annotation, biological process: regulation of dephosphorylation; cortical cytoskeleton organization; microtubule cytoskeleton organization. The record is from RefSeq and is a predicted model, not a curated record. Gene Ontology annotation, molecular function: calcium ion binding.
UUGAAGCUUUGGAUCUCGCAGAUUAAGGAGCUUCAGAGAGAGGGAGAGAGAGAGAGAGAGAGAGAGAGAAAGGGGGGCUCUAGGGUUUCUGCAGUUUCUGGUUCAGUCUCACCUUCCUCUCAAAGGGUUUUAAUCUCUCUCUCUGCUUCAUUUGGUAGCUGGCAUUGAGGGUGUGAGAUUAGAGAAAAUGUAUAGCGGAUCUAGCGAUGGUGAGAGUCACGAUACAUCGACGCAGAGGAAGAUCCCUCCGGCAUCAUCGAUGCUUUGGGUUAGAAAUCUACGACGGUAUAUUGGUUCCGGCGCUGGAUUAGGAUCCGAAGCUCUAAUGGAGCUUGAGACGAAGAGAAUAUUGCUUGAGAUAUUCAAAGAGAAGCAACAGAAAAGCCAAGAAGCAGGCACCAUACCGAGUUUCUACAAGAAGAAACCAGAAAAUGGAUCUAUUAGUCAAAGGGUACAGAAGCUUGCAAAAUACCGCUUCUUGAAGAAACAAUCGGAUCUUUUGUUAAAUGCCGAUGAUUUGGCGGCUAUGUGGGUUUGUUUGAGAGAAAAUUGUGUGAUUGAUGAUGCCACUGGUGCUGAAAAGAUGAACUAUGAAGACUUCUGUCAUAUUUCCUCUGUAUGUACAGAACAAAUCGGUCCCAAAUGUCGCCGGUUUUUUAGCCCAUCCAAUUUCAUGAAGUUUGAGAAGGACGAGGCUGGGAGGAUCGCCAUUUUACCAUUUUAUCUUUAUGUGAUGCGCACGGUGUCACUUACACAAGCUAGGAUUGAUAUGAGUGAGCUUGACGAAGACUCUGAUGGUUUCCUUCAAUCUGAUGAUAUGGAGUCCUACAUUGGUGGUCUAAUCCCUAAUCUGGCACAAUUGAGGGACAUGCCUCCAGCCUUUAAUCAAAUGUAUUGUCGCAUAGCUGCACAAAAGUUUUUCUUCUUCUGUGAUCCCCACAGGCGAGGAAGAGCCUGUAUUAAGAAGAUACUUCUUAGUAACUGUCUGCAGGAACUAAUGGAAUUGCAUCAGGAAAGCGAGGAGGAGGUCACAGACACUGAACAGGCAGAAAAUUGGUUCUCUUUGACUUCAGCUCAACGCAUAUGUGAUAUGUUUCUCGCACUUGAUAAAGAUAUGAGUGGAUCGUUGAGCAAACAAGAACUCAAAGAAUAUGCUGAUGGGACCCUAACUGGGAUUUUCAUCGAAAGAGUGUUCGAUGAGCAUGUCCGGCGUGGUAAAAGUGGCGCAGGCAAUUCCCGGGAAAUGGACUUCGACAGUUUCCUUGAUUUUGUUCUUGCUUUGGAGAAUAAAGACACUCCAGAGGGCUUAACAUAUUUAUUCCGUUGUCUUGAUCUCCAAGGGAGAGGCUUUCUCACUACUGCUGAUAUUCACUCUCUCUUCAGAGAUGUUCACCAGAAAUGGAUAGAAGGUGGGAACUAUGAAUUGUGCAUAGAGGAUGUCCGGGAUGAGAUCUGGGACAUGGUAAAGCCAUCUGACCCGUUAAAGAUCACACUGGGUGAUCUCUUGGGAUGUAAACAAGGUGGAACCGUUGCGAGCAUGCUUAUAGAUGUGCGAGGCUUCUGGGCUCAUGACAACCGUGAGAACCUUCUUCAAGAAGAAGAAGAACCACCUGAGGAAGAGUCUCAGUGAUAAUGUUAUUUCCUGUGUCUACCUAAAAAAUGCUAAUCAUUAAGAGCAAAAGUCUCCACUAGUGAACAGUCACAUCUCCACUCUUAUCUGUGUGUAUGUUUUAAGAAGCUUAUUAUUAGUUGGUGACGUUUAAUGAAAGAAAUGGCUGUUUAUAUU